GCUCAGCCCAAAUGGUGCAGCUCAUGCAUUCGCGGGUAGUCAGGCCCACGGUUUUCCUAGCCCAAGUUAUGCACCUUAAGUGGGCAGCCCAUAGUUUCUCUCCCCUUCGCGCCGGCGGUUAAGCUUGAUUGACAGUUCCAGCCUAAAGCCGUCCGUCGGAGUUGCUUGUCGAAGUUCGCUGGAGGAACUCGAAUUUGCCUCGCGUUUCUUCAUUCAUUCAAGGACGAGAGCCGCAAGAUGCCGAGAGAGACCAGCCCUGGCCUCAAAAUCCUCUGGAUAUGGACCAUUGGCACCGCGGCAGUGCUAGUUACGAGUGUGGUGAGGACGAGGAUGAGAGACAUGGAGCAGUUCAUGAACGCCGAGCAACAACCUCAACAUAAUCAGCAACAAGAGCCGCAGGAAACCAGCUCCGGCGAAUCGAUCGUGCUGGAUGACUCGCCGUCACCAACUCCCAGCGACGGAAUUGUUGAGGAAAUCAAGUCAUCAUAGGUUCUUAGUUUGGUUCUUCUCUGUCUUGGGAUUCUACUCUUCAGUGGGUUUUUGUCCCCGCGGUUUGCUACUGAAGGCAUGCCUUCUACCUGUUUGUUAAAUUUCCUGAAAGAACAUCCACGCUGUCUGAAACGAUGGUUUGUGGUGUUGUGUUCUUUUUAUGGCCGACGGAGGUUGUAAGUUCUGAUUGUGGAGACGCUAAACCAUGGCCUGGUUGCAGAUUCCUGAGCUAUUGAUCCCUAUUUGGAUAUGCUUUGCUUCACAAGAAAACACAGCUGACAUU
This is a messenger RNA of Linum trigynum, 772 nucleotides long. Lineage: Eukaryota; Viridiplantae; Streptophyta; Magnoliopsida; Malpighiales; Linaceae. The record is from the annotation of a GenBank genome assembly.